Oncorhynchus tshawytscha (Chinook salmon) is the source of this 2787-nucleotide messenger RNA. RefSeq lists its product as uncharacterized. The transcript is spliced from 18 exons. Bases 393 to 2432 code for a protein of 679 amino acids. Lineage: Eukaryota; Metazoa; Chordata; Actinopteri; Salmoniformes; Salmonidae. The record is from RefSeq and is a predicted model, not a curated record.
GGUAGAUACAUAGCCUAUGCAAUUAGGCUAAUUGUUGAUUCACCUGCCAGGUGUGUGAUCCUCACCCAGUCAAAAUGGCAGCUGAUAAGUCAAUGGCAGCUGAUACAACAAACAAAAAAAUAAUUUUGGAAUUAUAAGUUAACUCUACAAAUGCACAAGAACCUUGUUUAUGGAAUCACAAUUAUGAACGAUGAAAAAGUUAUCUGUGUACUCUUGCUUUGCAUACUUCCCAUCUAUGCUACUGACACCAUACCCAUUGGAAUGUUCAAAACUGAGUGUCAGGAUCGCCACUUCUGGCUGUCAGUCAAGUCGAGCCUCCUUGGUCAGAAGUUUAGGUUUGAUGUUGAAGAUGGUAGUGGUGCCCACACCCUCUCAGGCCAGGGGGCUGCAGAAUGUGGCUACACCAUGGUGCUGGACUCCUGGGGGACCUGGUCCUCCGUGCUUCCUACCUGGCUUGUCAUGUACACAAUGAGAAAGACACUGCUUUCCGAAUGCUGGUGUGGUUUGUGAACAGAGAUGUUGACGGUGAGGAUAUGUCCUACCCUCUCCAGCUGACCUGCCCUUUACACCAGCCAUGGAAUCCCCGGGAGAUAGUCUGUGAAGAGAACUAUAUGGAGGUGUCUGCCAUAAAGCAGGUCCCUCCUGCCAACCACAAGGGACUGGAAUGGAUGACACCACCACCUGUGUGGUCGGAGGAGGGUCUGAGGGAGUGGCGUGUGGUGUUCCGGGUGCCAGGUGACCAGCAGGGGAGUGAUGGGAGACCCUCUAUGAAAGAGAAGACCCUGCCUGUAGAGAUGGCCCAUCUCCUGGGCUACCACAUCAACACCACAGAGACGCGUGUUCUGCUGCGCUGUGCCUAUGGCUCCCGCCUCGCCUACAUCCUACAGGAGAAAGGUAUUGAGGUGGAGGUGGUCAGUGCCACCAUUCUUUACAAACACCACUGGACACUUCUAAGAGUGGACGCCUCGGUUGCUUGCACCACAAACAAGGCCUCCAUGGAUGGGAAGCACAUUCUGUGGAGGUUCCCCAAGUUGCUGUCCACCCUGGUGCAGCCCCCCUUCAGAGACAAGGGCCUGACGGUGGGAGUGGAGGGACGCUACCUGAGUGACUGUGUGGCCCGUCAGCGAGGAUAUGACAUACAGGAACAGGAUGGAGCUGUGGAGAUCAGGAUUCCAUUUGGUGCAGAAGGCGGCUACAUCAAGAGCCAGGUGGUGGAUGGCCAGUACUCCCAGUCCUAUUUCAUUGACCUGUUCUACAUGUACCAGUGGGAGGAUUCUCAGUCGGCUCACACUGAAUACCGCUCCUUUAGACCCCUUUCUAUCAUCCAUCUGCCUCAGACACCAAUUCUUAUCAACGAAACCAAUCCCUCUGAGGGACAGUUCUCUGUGUCUCUGGGCUUGUUCCCCCAUGACGUGUCUCUGUCCAACAUCACCGUGGGGGACCAGUCCAUGGCAGAGCAGCUAGGGGUUUACCUCUCACAGGUCCCCUUCCCCAAUGGCACCCAUGCCUACCUACUGAAGACCCCCUUCUCACAUCAUCUGGUCUCCCAGAAGUAUCUUGGGCAGGGGUACAGGAGGUACAGUCUGGCAGUGACCUUCACUCUUUCCAUCUCCCCCCACUCUGACCUGUACCAUCACCCUGCCACCGUGGAGGCUGUCCUACAGGAUGUUGUCCUGCCCAGAGUGGAGGGGGGGUGCUCUGAUAAAGGGGUGCGUCUGCAGCUGCACUACGGAAACAUGGACACCCAGUGGGAGGUGUACGUGGGGGGUCGUAGGCUGGACUGGGAGCUGGUGGAGAUGGGCGACUACGCCCUGGAGACCAGACAGGACUACUUCAGUAUGGUGAUCCCUCUUUACGGCCUUGGCAUGGCCUACGAGGGUCUGAGUUUGCAGGGGCUGGUGGUAACUGUGAGAAUGACACUGGAGGACAGAGAGACGGCCAUACAGGAGCACACCUUCACCCAGCGCUGUAUCUUCCUUGUGAAGGAACUACUGGUGUGCCUCCCAGACAGCAGGAUGGUGGUGGUGGUGGAUACAUCCAGGGUUUCUUCAGCCGUCAACCCCAGGCUAACAUCCCUGCUGGAUGCCUCCUGUGUUCCCAUAGAGACUGAUGGAGCUAGGGCUCUGUACAGCUUCUCUCUAGACUCCUGUGGCACCUCCAAAAUUCUGGUGGAGGAUCACCUGAUGUACACCAAUGAAGUCCGGAAUCGGCCCAAAGUCCCCAUGGAUCUGAAGACCUUCAGCUCCCCAUAUCCCCACUUCAGUAUCCCAAUUGGUUGCAUACACCCAGCGAAUGGGACCCGUGCCCUGACAAUCUACCAGCCCCGGGCCCUCCCUGCCUGGCCCCACAGCCGAGCCUCUCGCUCCCACCAUCAUCACCCAGGGGCCAAGCAACACCCCUUCAUCAGAGAUGCGCUUCAUCCAUCUGAAUAGAACAAGGAGUAAUGUCAACUCUAUUCUUGACCUUUUUAUUGGCAACAUGUGCCAAUACUGUCCCUUUAAUGCCUCUUCUGACAUGGCUAUGAUUGCAUUUUCCAACCACUUGUCCUCUGAGUCCCUAUAGGAAGAAAACGUAAUGGGCUACCAGCUGGAGGUUGACAUCUGCAGCAGGCCCCCUGUCCUCUGAGGUGUACCUGUACCAAUGAUAAACUUGGUCACCAUGAUGCCAGGGGGUCCUGGCAUUAUCGAUGUAUACUGGGCUGGCCCUGAUUUGGCCAGUCACAACCCAGCCUUAUACAACAUCAUGACACGUAAUAUCUGUCUAAUAAAAUAAUUUGGCAUAUAAAAA